AGAAGCCAUCUUCACUGCUUUCUGUCAUGCGCAGUGCGAGGUCAGAUGCAAACAUGGCGGCGUCAGAGAAGUCCACAAAGGAGCGUCUUUUAUCCACUUUAGAUGAUCUAGAGGUGUUAUCCAGAGAGCUGAUCGAGAUGUUGGCCCUGUCGCGCAGCCAGAAACCACCGCAGUCUGGCGAAGAUAAUCAGGUCCUGGAGCUCCUGGUGCAGAGGGACGGGGAGUUCCAGCAGCUGAUGCUGCAGGCGGUGGAGCAGGGUCGGCUGCAGCAGGAGAUGCUCGGCCUGGACAAGGAGCUGGAGAAGAGAGACAGCGACAUCCAGCAGCUCCAGAAGCAACUCAAGGAGGCCGAACACAUCCUAGCCACUGCAGUGUACCAGGCCAAGGAGAAGCUGAAGUCCAUAGAGAAGGCCCGUAAAGGUAGUAUCUCCUCUGAGGAGAUCAUCAAGUACGCCCACAGGAUCAGUGCCAGCAACGCCGUCUGUGCCCCCCUCAACUGGGUACCAGGUGACCCCAGGAGACCCUACCCCACAGAUCUGGAGAUGCGUAGUGGAAUGUUGGGUCAGAUGAACAAUCCGUCCAACAAUGGCAACGUCAACGGACACCUGCCUGGCGACGCACUGGCAGCCGGGAGACUUCCAGACAUUCUCACCUCUCAGUACCUCUGGCAGUCCACUGAUGUUUCCAUGGGAAUGCUUCCUCCUCACCAUGGCAACGAGUUUGGGCCCGGACACAACAAGGAGAAUGAAGACGACGUGGAGGCCAUGAGCACAGACACCUCCAGCAGCAGCAGCGACUCAGACUAGGAGUGUGUGUGUGUGUGUGUG
Messenger RNA from Clupea harengus (Atlantic herring), 827 nucleotides. RefSeq names its product mediator complex subunit 4. Gene Ontology annotation, molecular function: transcription coregulator activity. NCBI's taxonomy places the organism in Eukaryota, Metazoa, Chordata, Actinopteri, Clupeiformes, Clupeidae. The coding region runs from base 27 to 806 and encodes 259 amino acids. The record is from RefSeq and is a predicted model, not a curated record. Gene Ontology annotation, biological process: regulation of transcription by RNA polymerase II. The transcript is spliced from 7 exons. Gene Ontology annotation, cellular component: core mediator complex; mediator complex.